UCUUUUUCACCUCCAUUGCUGGUGGCUGAGGUUAGAUAAGACCCCCAAUCCAUAACCCACCAACAUUCACAUGGCUCUGGCUUUAAACACUUUAAUCCCACACACUAGAGCUUUAAGCUUAAGCACUUCCUUGCUUUCAUCUCCUCAUAAAAAGCCUUCCACCCUUCAAUUUCCACACCCUCAAACUCGUCGCUCUGCUUCUCAUCUUGUCCAGAACGCUGCCUCUUCCUCAACCAAGACCACUCUAUCUGACAAUGAACCCCAACUCAAUGAAGAUCGUGGCGGCAGCCUCAAUCUGACUUCCACUUCUACCUCUGCGUGGUCCGAAUUUGCCAGAAAUGUGUCGGGUGAAUGGGAUGGUUAUGGAGCAGACUUCACAACCGAAGGCAACCCGAUUGAACUCCCAGAAAUGGUUGUGCCUGAUGCUUACAGGGAGUGGGAGGUUAAGGUUUUCGAUUGGCAGACUCAAUGUCCCACUCUUGCUGACCCCGAGGACCAAGUCCUUGCGUACAGGACGAUAGAGCUACUUCCCACGGUUGGAUGUGAGGCCGAUGCUGCUACGCGGUACAACAUCCUUGAGAGGAGUGUGGGUGGAGCGGACAAUGAAGUUUCUGCCUUUGCGUAUCAGUCUAGUGGGUGUUAUGUGUCUGUUAUGCCGGUGGAGGAUAAGAGUUCGAAUAAGUUGUUGGAAUUGGAGUACUGCUUGAUCAAUCCUCAAGAUAAGGAGUCUCGUGUGAGGAUAAUUCAGAUCAUCCGCAUAGACAGUACAAAAUUGAUAUUGCAAAAUCUUAGAGUUCUCUGUGAACAAUGGUAUGGUCCAUUCAGAAAUGGGGAGCAAUUAGGUGGAUGUGCCAUCCGGGAUUCUGCUUUUGCUUCCACACCUGCAUUGGAAGCUUCAAAAGUUGUUGGUACUUGGCGGGGCUCCAGUGCUGUUGCCGAGUUUACUGGUUCUCAAGAUAACUUUAUUCAAGAAGUUUUGGGUGAGAGUGAGCAGACCUCAGUUAGACAUGAAACUGGUCUCAUAUUGCUUCCGAAGCAAUUGUGGUGUUCAGUAAAAGAAGGUAGAGUUGGCGACACUUACAGCGAGGUGGGAUGGUUAUUAGAUCAAGGACGUGCCAUCACUGCAAGAUGCACAUUCUCAAGCACAGCAACUCUGAAGGAAAUAUCAGUAGCCUGUGAAACUGUAGCUUGAAGACUAGAUGGCCUUCCAUGACAUUUUGGAUCAGCUUCAUUAUGGGACAAUAAUAGUGAUGAUGCAAGUCAACUUCAAACACAUAGGAUUCACAAGCAAUAUAUCCAAGUUUUUUUUCUCUCUCUUCAGAUGAUGUAAUACAAUAAGCUGAGCAUCACAUGGCUUAUUGUCUCAUAGCAACAGGCCUCUGCUGCCAUUUUGAUUCAGAUUCAUAGUAUACAGCACAUGCUCUGGAUACUACACUGUUUCCAGAGUUC
This is a messenger RNA of Argentina anserina (silverweed cinquefoil), 1449 nucleotides long. RefSeq lists its product as uncharacterized. The transcript has 4 exons. The record is from RefSeq and is a predicted model, not a curated record. Lineage: Eukaryota; Viridiplantae; Streptophyta; Magnoliopsida; Rosales; Rosaceae. Bases 71 to 1192 code for a protein of 373 amino acids.